AUGAAUGUUCGCCGAGACCCCAUCCACUACGCUCACCCGAAUAGCCAAUAUGAGGCCACUUCCUCAGUCCUACAAGAGAACACAUCUUACAUUCUCCUCGCUUUAGUUUCUGUGUACCUGCUUAUAGACCAACUUGGGUUUGCGCCGAUCUCGCUGAUCCAAGCUGCCUGGACUCUCAUCGUCAUAUUAACGCCAUCGCGUUUGCUCGUCGCACUCGACUCUCGCAUGUCGCCAUCGGAUUACUCUUCGAGCCACUCUCGGAUGAGUUUCCAUGCAAAGAGCGAGUCUAUUCAACGGAUAUUUAGUCUUGAAAACAGCCCGCUCUCUCGACAACGGUCGCUUUCAGGUAUUGGGAACGCCUUGCUUGGAAACAGCCGAAACGCCAUACCCCCGGGACUGGGGAACUGGGACAACUCUUGCUAUCAAAAUAGCAUCAUCCAAGGUCUUGCGUCUUUGGAAUCACUUGCGCAAUUUUUGGGACGAAACGUGAACAUUCUUGCAGAGAAGGGUUCAUUAUCGACACACCAAGCGCUCAAAGAGAUAAUUGACGAUCUCAAUAGAGCAUCCAACUACGGAAACAAGCUAUGGAUUCCUGCAGAUCUGAAGUCCAUGAGUAGCUGGCAACAACAGGAUGCGCAAGAGUAUUUCUCCAAACUUGUGGAUCAAAUCGACAUUGAGAUCCAAGAAGCUUCCCGGGGUCAAACGAAGAAUGUGGGAUUGAAAAUGGCUGGCUUGGAUGGUGAUACCCUCAGAAACAUUUGUACUCAUGAGUCUGAAUCAGAUCAUAAUAUUGAGAAAUCUUCCUUUCGCAAUCCCCUCGAGGGACUACUUGCGCAACGGGUUGGGUGCAUGAAAUGUGGAUAUACAGAAGGGCUGUCUCUCAUCCCUUUUAACUGCCUUACUGUUCCACUUGGAGGCAGAAUGCAAUAUGAUGUUCGCGAUUGUUUGGAUCAAUACAUGGGCUUGGAACCUAUCGAAGGCGUUGAGUGUGCUAAAUGCACAUUGUUGCGAGCUCAAGGUCAGCUAAAGUUCCUCUUAGAUGGGGUAUUGGAAACUACAGCUCUGGCCGAUGAAUCCACGCCGUCUCGUGUACUGCCUGAUGCCGUGGCAAAUUCUGCUCGAACCCGGCUCCAAGCUGUCGAAACUGCCCUGGAGGAAGAUGAUUAUACCGAAAAAACACUGGCAAAGGAGUGUCAUAUCCCAUCGAAAAACCGGGUGUCUACAACCAAGUCUCGACAGGCUGUGGUCGCACGAUCUCCUCAGUGUCUUGUCGUGCAUAUAAACCGCAGUCUUUUUGACGAAAUGACAGGGAUGCUGAAAAAGAACUACGCCACGGUGAAGUUUCCUCAAUAUUUGGACUUGAACAAUUGGUGUCUUGGUACUCAAUCAGAUCAGUCUAUAUCGGAACGUCCAACUGAGCAGUGGGAGACAAACCCUUGCCAGUCCAUGCUUCCGGAGCCAGGCCAAUCAGUCUGGGCGUCUAAUAGACAUUAUGAACUUCGAGCUAUUAUAACACACUAUGGCCGUCAUGAGAACGGGCACUACGUUUGCUAUCGAAAAUAUCCCACAUCCACUUUCCCAGCCCAAAUUCCAGACGAGGUUCUCCAGGCGGAAGGGGAAAAGGAAAAGGCCGAAAGAUGGUAUAGACUGAGCGAUGAUGAUGUACAUAUGGUCAGUGAGAGCCAUGUGAUGUCCCAAGGCGGCGUCUUCAUGCUAUUCUAUGAAGCCGUCCAAGGUCCACUUGAAACCCCCGAGAAGCAACCCACAAGCCCGGUGUCAGCUUCAUACGAGCCAGCGGAAUCAGUGUCCAAUUUUACCAUGUCCGAGGUUGCUGAUGCUGAAUCCGUCACGUCCCGUGCGACUAGCGUGUCAGCUCCAGACCGAGCUUUCCCGCAUGAUGAAGAUAUCAAAACCCCUGUUGUGCCUGGCUUGGAUGAACAAAUUAGCUCUCCAUCGAUUCCCAUGUCAUGA
Messenger RNA from Penicillium taxi, 1971 nucleotides. RefSeq names its product ubiquitin-specific protease UBP1. NCBI's taxonomy places the organism in Eukaryota, Fungi, Ascomycota, Eurotiomycetes, Eurotiales, Aspergillaceae. The transcript has a single exon. The record is from RefSeq and is a predicted model, not a curated record. Gene Ontology annotation, cellular component: nucleus; cytosol. Gene Ontology annotation, biological process: protein deubiquitination. The coding region runs from base 1 to 1971 and encodes 656 amino acids. Gene Ontology annotation, molecular function: cysteine-type endopeptidase activity; cysteine-type deubiquitinase activity.